Messenger RNA from Cooperia oncophora, 558 nucleotides. The record is from the annotation of a GenBank genome assembly. Lineage: Eukaryota; Metazoa; Nematoda; Chromadorea; Rhabditida; Trichostrongylidae.
AUGGCUAGUCGUCCUUUAAUUGUGAACGUUGUUGCCCAAGCUUACUGGUAUCAUAGUAAUCUGACAUCUUUAUCGAAAUUGAUAUCGACGUUCGCUGGAGAAGUCUGUAGCCGCGCUAAUACGGAAAACGAUCUUUGGUACGCCCUGAGGCUUGUUGUGCCCUUACUGCAGCGAUGUUACGAUUGGCGAGAGAAAGUGAAGCAUGAAGAGAGCCUGAAAGUGGUUAGUGUAUUGUAUACGAAGAUUGGAGACAUCACCGAACGUUAUGGCGAUAUUUUGCACGGAGAUGAACUGUGCGAUCUGCUGUACUACUUCAAGUACAUGUUCGUUGGCGAUUUCCUGAGAAAAGAAGCUGAAGCGGCGUUUCCAAGGUUUCCACCACGUAUGCGAGAACGGCUCAAGUUCUACACCUCGUUCUCGUCGAACAAGGAAAAAGACGAGGAAUGCCAUACAAAAAUGAGCGCUGUCAAUCGGCCUGAUCUGGCAAAGUUAUUGAAAUCUCGAUCAAAUGCGGCUGAACGAUCAGCUGAAAGUUCAAUGAGUGGUGUUGAUCACUAG